AAUGACAAACAUCUCUCAGCAAACAACUAAAACAAAAGCUUUGGCAAUUUUUGUCUAUGUACAUAUACACACACACACAAUCUCCCCUCGAAUGAUCUAGUAAAAUCCUUAGGAAACAUUGAACGGCCAGGAUCUUACAUCUCCCAUCCCUUAUCUAGAUCGGGAUCUUCAGGGCCCCAUCCCAGCCGUAGAAUCAACGUCCCAUCCUUCUCUAUAAAUAUAUAUAUUCUCUUCCACCUGAACAAUUAAUUGGCAUCGAUCUUUUUGUUUUUCAUUUUUUCAUAUCUCCGGCGGAGAAGGAAUUAGUAAAAAUGUUGUUCUGCAAGGAGGAGAAGGAAUUGGGUCGGCGGCAGGCGACGGGCACGUGCCCGUCAUGUGGGGGCAAAGUUCAAGCUGUGGAUGUGGAGAGAAAAUGGAGGCUCUGUUUUGUUCCACUCUGUUUCAAAAUCAAGAGGAAAUAUUACUGUCUAAUUUGUGGUCGUCGUUUGGAGUUGUAUCAUUAGUUUUUUUUUUCUCAUUCAUUGUUAUUGUGGGGUGAGAAUUGAACUUCUAACCACUCGAUCUUGAUAAUAUAAAUCUUAUUGCUAUUGGAACUUUAACAUCUGAUCUACUGAUAAUUAAGCAGGAACUUUUAUUUUGGUUUGAGAUAUGAUAAAGGGUUUCAAGGUAUGUGAUUUAUUAUUA
Cucumis melo (muskmelon) is the source of this 684-nucleotide messenger RNA. RefSeq lists its product as uncharacterized. Bases 312 to 503 code for a protein of 63 amino acids. The transcript has a single exon. The record is from RefSeq and is a predicted model, not a curated record. Lineage: Eukaryota; Viridiplantae; Streptophyta; Magnoliopsida; Cucurbitales; Cucurbitaceae.